This is a messenger RNA of Linum tenue, 3092 nucleotides long. The record is from the annotation of a GenBank genome assembly. Lineage: Eukaryota; Viridiplantae; Streptophyta; Magnoliopsida; Malpighiales; Linaceae.
AUGAGGCUUUCUUCAGCUGGUUUUAGUCCCCAACACAACCAAGAAGGUGAGAAGAGGGUUCUGAAUUCUGAACUUUGGCAUGCUUGUGCCGGUCCUCUUGUUUCGCUCCCUGCUGUGGGAAGCCGGGUUGCUAUAUCAACCAAUAGGGAAGUUGAUGCUCAGAUCCCUAAUUAUCCAAGCUUGCCUCCACAGCUUAUCUGCCAGCUUCACAAUGUGACAAUGCAUGCAGAUAUCGAGACAGAUGAAGUUUAUGCACAGAUGACAUUGCAGCCACUGAGUCCGCAAGAACAAAAGGAUAUCUACCUGCCAGCAGAGUUGGGUGCCCCUAGCAAACAACCAACCAAUUAUUUUUGCAAGACUUUGACUGCCAGUGACACAAGUACUCAUGGAGGCUUCUCUGUUCCUCGUCGAGCAGCUGAAAAAGUGUUCCCUCCUUUGGACUUUUCCAUGCAACCUCCGUGCCAGGAGUUAAUUGCUAGGGAUCUGCAUGAUAACGAGUGGAAAUUCAGGCAUAUCUUUCGCGGCCAGCCUAAGCGGCAUCUGCUUACAACAGGGUGGAGUGUGUUUGUCAGUGCCAAAAGACUUGUUGCCGGCGACUCGGUUCUUUUCAUCUGGAACGAAAGAAAUCAGUUACUCCUUGGCAUUCGACGUGCUAGCCGCCCUCAAACCGUGAUGCCUUCAUCGGUCUUAUCGAGUGAUAGCAUGCAUCUGGGACUUCUUGCUGCAGCUGCCCAUGCAGCUGCAACCAAUAGUCGUUUCACCAUAUUCUACAAUCCAAGGGCCUGUCCAUCUGAAUUUGUCAUUCCACUGGCGAAGUAUGUCAAAGCUGUCUAUCAUACUCGGGUGUCUGUUGGCAUGCGCUUUCGGAUGCUAUUUGAAACUGAAGAAUCAAGUGUCCGCCGCUACAUGGGUACAAUAACUGGCAUAAGUGAUUUAGAUUCUGCUAAAUGGCCAAAUUCAUAUUGGCGCUCAGUCAAGGUUGGCUGGGAUGAAUCGACUGCUGGAGAGAGGCAGCCAAGAGUAUCUCUUUGGGAGAUUGAACCACUGACAACAUUCCCAAUGUACCCUUCCCCAUUUCCCUUGAGGCUUAAACGUCCAUGGCCACCUGGCUUUCCUUCUUUCAAUGGAAUCAAAGAUGAGGAUCUGGGAAUGAACUCUCCUCUCAUAUGGUUUCGAGGAGAUGGAGACCGUGGACUUCAAGGAAUGAACUUCCCUGGAAUGGGUGGUGUUGCACCAUGGAUGAUGCAACCAAGGCUCGACGCCUCUUCCAUGCUUGGGCUUCAAUCCGAUGUUUACCAAGCCAUGGCUGCUGCAGCUCUUCAGGAGAUGAGAGCCGUGGAUUCUCUGAAAUCACCAACUGCUUCCCUCCUGCAAUUUCAGCAACAUGACAAUCUUCCAGCAGGUAGGACCCCAUCGUCUUUGAUGCAACAGCCUCAGAUGCAGCAGCAGUCUCAGCCUGGACAGACUCUUCUCCAAGAGAACCAACUCCAUGCCAUCUCUCAGGCUCAGGUUCAAAAUCAGUCAAACUUCAUUCAGCAACAAUUGCAGCAUCAGCAGUCAUUCAACAGUAGUCAACAGCAGCAGCAGCAAAGGCCACAGCAACAAAUACAGGUUGAUAAUCAGCAGAUUCCAAAUGCGGGUCAUAAUGGGCCUCAGUUUCGUCCUGCAGCAACAUCUCAAUACCAGUCACCACCAUCCCAGCCCAUGUCCUCACUGUGUCAGCAGCAGCAGCAGCAGCAGCAGAGCUUCUCCGAUUCUAGUGGGAACCACGUGUCAGGCCCUGUUGCUGUCUCUCCAUUACACAGUCUCCUUGGCUCAUUUCCCCAAGAUGAAUCAUCAUCCCAUCUACUCAACCUGUCUCGAACCAGUCCCUUGAUGAAUUCUCCUUCUGAUUGGCCGCCGUCCAAGAGAGCUGCCAUUGAACCUCUGGUUUCGCCCGAAGCUCAUCAAUUCUCCCAGAAUGCUGUUUCAUUGCCUCCAUUCCCAGGGAAGGAGUGCUCUGCAGUGGACGCAGAAGGUGGCAGCGAUCCACAGAGCCAUCUUUUGUUCGGUGUGAAUAUUGAGCCCUCAUCACUUUUGAUGGCUGCCAAUGGAAUGUCUAGCCUUAGGGGAGUAAUCGGCAGUGAUGGUGGUGAUCACAGUGCUGGCUUGCACUUCUCAUCUAACUACAUGACCAACAUGGGAACAACAGAUUUCUCGCUUAAUCAUUCUGCAAUGGCGGCCCAAUCGAGUUGUGGUGUUGAUGAGUCAGGCUUCAUGCAGUCAUCGGAGAGUUUGGGCCAAGUCAACAACUCAUCAAGUGAUACAAACUUUGUUAAGGUAUACAAGUCGGGGUCCUUUGGUAGGUCACUGGAUAUCUCCAAAUUCAGCGGCUACGACGAGUUGAGGGGCGAGCUGGCUCGGAUGUUUGGGCUCGAAGGACAAUUGGAGGACCCCCUGAGAUCAGGCUGGCAGCUUGUAAUUGUUGACCGGGAGAACGAUGUGCUUCUUCUUGGCGACGACCCCUGGCCGGAAUUUGUGAACAAUGUGUGGUGCAUAAAGAUACUGUCACCACAGGAAGUGCAGCAAAUGGGCAAACAAGGGCUGGAGCUACAGAGCUCGGUUUCAGCUCAGAAGAGGCUCGCGAAUGGAAGCUGCGACGAGUUUGCAAGCCGGCAGGACGCGAGGAACUUGACCACUGGUAUAAAAUCUGUGGGUUCUUUGGAAUACUAGAUCAAAGAACCAAGAAGAAGAAGUCCAUGUGUAGUAAGUUCUCUUUUUUUUCUUCUUCUCUUAACUGCUUAGAAGAAUGGGUUAAUCCUCUCCAUGCAGUGUAAUAUCUAGGCGCCGCCACUGUCACGUAUGUAGUAGUAGAGGCCAUGAGUAAGAGAAUGCCUGAUCUUCUUUAAGUCUAUUGAGAUGUUGUUACUGUAAGUCUGUAACUAAGUACAGAGGAUUAGGACACCCUGUCCCCUUUUCCCCCCGUUUUUUUCAUGUCUAUGAUGGGAAUAUACUUGCAAAAUGGAUAUAUUAUGCAUAUCAUUAGCAGGAAAAGGCACCUAAUUACAUGCUGCUAAAUCGAAAAGUAGCUGGCUUUUCAUAAAUAUCUGGAU